ACUCAAAGCUAGUACUUAGAGACGCGGGUUCUAUUAAAUCUCCUGCCAGGCCAAUAUGCGUACCCAACCCCCUCCCAUCUACUUAUGCCUCAGUUUCCUCAGAUUCCGGUGGGUUUUUAAGGACCCUCUCAACUUUGGGGCUGCAGAGUCACCUGGGCUGAACAUCAACUCCAGAAGCCUUUCUGAUGCGCGUACUUCGCAAAGCGAAGUUAUAGAAAGGCAGCAAUCAAGCUCUCUUCCCGAAGGAGCUCGCCCUCUACUACAAGGGGAAUGCAUCCAAGGCCAAACACAACAUUCGGAGAGAUCCGAGGACAACUGGGCUUUACUGUUACUAAUGAGCUUUGUGUCCGUUGGCAAGCUACUUCGCGUCUCUGGGCCUCAGUUUCCCCAUCUGUAAAAUGAGGAUCUCCAGAGUCCUGUUUAAUUCUGUCGUUCUCCUAGUCUGCGGAUCCUGGAAGGGAGCGGGGCGGGCCUUUCGCCAGCACCAGGAAGGAGCGGGACAGAAUGCGGGGUUAGGGACAGCCCCUGGAGGAGUCCCACACCACCCGCAUUCUACCCCCUCCCCGCCCCAGGCCCUACGGGGCUCGUGGGCGGGGCGAGCUCCGGCCCCCUGGGCUACCCCGGCUCCUCCCCCCAGGCGCUGGGCGCUCUUAGUUGGCAGCUCUGGGAGUCCGGCCCGGGCAGACAGGGGAGCAGUGCUAUGGGCUGCCACGGCCACAUCUCGGGCUUGUUCCGCCGCAACCUGCAGCCCACGCUCACCUACUGGAGCGUCUUCUUCAGUUUCGGCCUCUGCAUGGGCUUCCUGGGGCCCACGGUGUCCGACCUACGCUGCCAGACCCACAGCUCGCUGCCCCAGAUCUCCUGGGUUUUCUUCUCGCAGCAGUUCUGUCUUUUGCUGGGCAGCGCUCUGGGGGGCUUCUUCAAGAAGACGCUGGCCAAGUCACUGUGGGUCCUCUUCACUUCAUCUCUGACCAUCUCACUAGUGUUUGCUGUCAUCCCCUUCUGCCAAAAUGUGGUGGUGUUGGCUAUAGUCAUAGCCAUAGCUGGUAUGGCCAUGGGAUUCAUAGAUACAGUGGCCAACAUGCAGUUGGUGAAGAUCUACCAAAAGGAUUCUGCUGUCUUCCUCCAGGUUCUUCAUUUUUUCGUGGGCUUUGGUGCCUUUUUGAGCCCCCUCAUCGCUGACCCUUUCCUUUCUGAAAAUGAUUGUCUGCCAACCAAUGCCACGAACCAUGACAGAGACAGCUCCCAUUUCCAAAAAAUCUUGACACCCCACCAUGCUCAGCCCAACUUGACCCACCAUGAGCUGCCUGCCCAUGCUUGGGUAGGGAAUCAGAUGUCUUAUGCCUUCUGGAUCAUGGCCUUGAUCAAUCUGCCAGUGCCCAUUUCAGUUCUGUUCCUGCUAUCCAAGGAACGGCUUCUGCCCUUUUGUCCAAGGAAAAAACCUCUGCUAGUGAAGACUGAUGAGCUUGCCCUUCAAAUGGAGCUGCCUGAGAAGGAAGAUUCCUCUUCUCCGCCAACCAAAGCACUGUCAGAGACAGAGCAUGGAGACCUGUUCAGCUGUUGUCAAAAGAAGAAUUUUCAAGGAGCCUCUUGCUCCUUCUUUGCCAUUCACAUCACUGCAGCCCUGGUGCUAUUCAUGACUGAUGGAAUUGUGGGUGAAUAUUCUGCCUUUGUAUACACCUACGCAGUAGAUGCUCCACUCUUCAUAGGACAUAAGUUAGCUGGCUACCUUCCUAGCAUCUUCUGGGGCUUUGUCACCUUAGGCCGGCUCAUCUCCAUCCCCAUCUCUUCUCGGUUGAAGCCAGCCACCAUGGUCGUCAUCAACUUGGUAGGACUGGUGGCUACCUUCCUGUUCCUCCUCUUUUUCUACUACAGCGUCAUCUUCUUGUUUGUGGGGACAGCCUUUCUGGGGCUGUUCCUAAGCAGUACCUUCCCCAGCAUGCUGGCCUACACUGAAGAUAUCCUCCAGUAUAAUGGCUGUGCAACCACAAUGCUGGUGACAGGGGCAGGAAUUGGGGAGAUGACACUCCAGCUGUUCAUUGGCUUGAUUAUUCAUGUACUGGGCAAAUACAGCUUCCUGGUGUGUGGAGUGAUCUUUGGCUGUCUGGCUUUUGCCUUCUACAUCAUGCUUCUAUUUUUCCACAGGAUAUACUCCAGGCCCUCAUCAGGCCCGACCUCCAACAAACCACCAGGGAUAGAAAAUUCUGAAGUCCACCAGUCCUAAAAAGUCAGGUGAAGAAGACAAAAGGAGAUCCUUCCCCAGAAGCCCAACACAGACCCCCACCCUUGCUUGAUAAUACUGGAAGAGAGGUCUAAAAUGUUGUUUAAAAUUGCUCCUCUGGAAAAAAAUAAUUUAGACCAACUCUUAGGGCAUUGGCCUAUUUGGCCAUUCCAACUCUCCUUCCUUGCCUGUUUUCCUGGCACACACUGCUAAGAAUUGCCUUUGCUGUCCAGAUGGGAAGAAAAGGAAUACACCAACACAUACAACUUUGAUGCCUCCUGGACAGGACCCUUAGGGUCUUGACAUUCACUCUUUGGAUAUCGUCUGAAAGAGAAAUGGAACCAGGCUUGAAAGAUGAUGAUGCUCAGUGAAACCUGACAAAUGUAGAUAGAUGUGAUAUUUUAAAUUAACCUAGAUGAACCCUGAACUAUUUCCUGAUGAGAUAUAUCCCAAAAGGAACUACUGUGCUUUACUUGGGACCAAUCCAGGGGGUUCUUGACUUUGAUGAUUCGUCCAGAAUUCAGUAAUUCAUCUUCACUGUAAAAUUCUGGAAAGAAAUUUGAAUCUUGAUGGCUCUGGGAAAACAGAAGAGAGGGACAAUGUCUUAUUUUCUGUUUUCCUGAUCCUGUGUGGAUGGGUGGGUGGUUGUAGGUGGAGAGUUCUAGAAUCAGCAGAGAUAGCAGUGAGAAUUUCAAAAUAAGGUUAGAGCUUUACCUCUUCAACUUAGAAAGAUCUUCCUCUCUAUUUUAUAUCAAAUGAUAUUUCAUACAGCAGAGCCAAGGAAAAAAGAAAAGCUGGGACUGCCUAGUACUUGUAAAAAGCUGCACCCUACAUUAAAAGUAGUGAUAGGAAAGGCAAGUUAGGAACACUGUCUGUAAAGUAUCAAGGACAAUGAGAGAAAAGAAUCAUAUUGCUUUGGCUUUUUAAAGAAAUGGAAACCAGUGAUUAUAUUAGUUGAUCUGCACUUUUUGGAUGCAUCAACAGUACAUGCUGAUAUAUCUACAUAAACAUGUUUUUAUAUAUUUGUAUGUAUUAUAGACAUAUAUGUUUAAAUAUGUUUAUAUGUUUAUAUGUGUAUAUGUAGGUGUAUCUACACACACAUUAUUAUUAAAACUAUAGAGAUUAUCAAUCAUCAUCCUUGCUGAGGUUCACUCAAUUCAACAAGCAUUUUAUUUGUAAAAACACUUACCUUCUAUCUUGGAAUCUAUACUAAACAUCAGUUCCAAGGCAGAAGAGCAGUAAGGGCAAAGCAACUGGGGUUAAGUGACUUGCCCGUGGUCACACUGCUAGGAAAUAUUUGAACCCAGGAUCUUCUGUCUCCAGGUUUGGCUCUCUAUCUAUCUACUGAGCCAUCUAGCAGCCCCUCAACAAGCCCUUUUAAAGGACCUACUAUGUGCCAAGCACUGUGCUAAGCAGCAAGCAUACAAAAUCUAAAAUUAGAUUAAAAUAGUUCUUACCUUCAAGGAGCUUACAUUCUACUAAAAGGCAACAAUACAUACAUGGAUGAAUAAGUAUAAUAUAUUCACAAGGUUAUUUGGGGAGGGAAGGGAGAGUACUUACAAAUGGGAAAGAUUCAGGAAAGGUCUCACUUAGGAGAUGGCACUUGAACUAAAGCUUUAAGAAGCUGGAGAUUCCAAGAGAAAGAGGUGAGGAAGAAAGAACACUUGAAAAAUGUGAGAUAGGCUAUCCAAUGGCACCAGUAUGGGAGACAGAAUGCCUUGUAUGGCAUCCUAUAGCUUUGUCCAAGAUUCAAACUCUUUUCAAACCAAAGAAUACAUGCACUGUAUCCUGUUGUCCAUAUGAGGGAAAUAGACUAAGAUACUUAUUUAUAAAAACAAAGCUAGCUUUCUGAAAAAUGGUGGUGUUGGAGUAAUGGCAUAUCCUCCUACAAAAGGGCAGUUAAGGACACGUGUGUUUGUAAAAAUAGUAAUCAUUUACCCAUGCAAAAAGUCCUAGGAUUCAAUCUAGCUUAACUGUUCAAUAUAAUCAUAGUGAAAAACUGCCCUUAGUCAACAGAAAACAGCUGUACUUUCUUCUUUCGAUUAAACUGUAGCCUCGGUUUCAAGGGACGAAUCGGGAGCAAAAUUAAAAUGGCACUUGACCAAUCUGGGAUGGUUGUGAUAUAUGCCUUAUAGGCUCAAAGAAUUACAGCUGGAGGGUACAUUAGAAGCCAUGUAGUUCAGCCCCCCAAUUUUAUAAAUAAGAGGCUGAGGCCCAGAAAGAUGAAAUAGGUAGGCCUCCUCUGAGGUCACACUGCUAGAAAGUAGAAAAGUUGAGAUUCAAACCCUCAGGUCCUCUCUUUCCAAAUCCACAUUUAAGCAUGCCCUUAUUGGAAUCAGGUUAUGAGCAACAGAUGGAUCAUCCUGUAGCAUGGAGAAUGUCUUAAUCCUUUCAUAAGCUAAAAAACAAAGGCUAGCUUUCUUCUGGCCAUGGGAUAGAACUUUCCCAUUCUAUUCAUUCAGAUGGUGGUGUUUCAGAGGCAGGAAAAAACCUUUUGGGUGGCUAGGUUGACAUUCAUUUACCUCUUCCAUAUGUAAUUAGAGGGGUGGAACCCAUCCUUCAAAAAUUUUAGGAGAAAACUGUAGUGGCAUUCUUGGUUCCACUUUCCUUCUCCUCUCUAGAGUUUGAAAUAGCUGCUAGGGAGUCAUUCCAUCCUGUAGACACUUCCUUGAUGCUCUCUGGACAGAACGUCAUCCUUUUAACACAACCUCAGAGCUACUCAUUGGAAAUAAGAUGUCAUAGGCAGGGGGCAGCUAUGGGGCUCAGUGGAUUGAGAGCCUAAUAAAUGUUUACUGCAAGAGAGCUAGGUGGCUCAGUGCAUAGUGAGCCAGGUCUAGAGUUAGGAGGUCCUGGGUUUAAAUCUAGCCUCAGGUACUUGCUCAUUGUGUGACCCUGGGCAAGUCACUUAACUCUUACCACUCUUCUGUCUUGAUUCCAAGAUGGAAAGUCAGUGGGGGUCGGGGGAGAAGAAAUGUCAUAGGCAGAUGACACAACAUCUCCAGAUGGUCAAUAUAAUCAUAUUGUUAUCAUUUACAUAAAAUCUGCAAAAUACUCUACAUUGUCUAAGCUGAUUCACUCAACACUAUGAUAUAGGGGCCAUUGUAAUCUCCAUGUUACAGAUGAAAAAAAGCCUUGCCCAGGGUCAUAAAGCUAAUUAAAGUAUCUAAAGCUGGAUCUGAACCCAAGCCUUCCUGACUCGAAGCCUAACAUUCUAGAACUAUCUGCUACAUUACCCACUAGUCUCACAUGCCUAAUACUGGUGAAUUUGAGGAAGAUUUGGAAUUGUCAAACUAUUUGAAGGGCUAUGGCAACCACCUUGAUAUUCCUCUGCAACUCCAUUAACAUGUGUAAGAAUUAAAUUUUAAUGGUUUGACUAAGAUAUAUGAAGAUUGCAAAUAAUAACUGUGGUUGCCGACUUGAAGUAUUAUUGCUCAAAGUCGACAUGAUACCUCGAGCUGAAGGUGAUUCCUGAGGCUUUUAUUCCUUGAGCCAACCUUCUUCCUUAAGCUGACUUCCUUCUUAAAGUUCAACUCCUUCUUGAAGUCAAAACACAUGAAAAUACAUGUGUAAAACACUGAUACUAUUCCAUUUUAAAACUAAGUCAAUAUGUACCCUUUAAGGAUCCUUGUGUGUAGUUUAGUUGUCCCUGUUUCUCUUUGAGUUUGACACCACUGGGCUAGAUGACCUCUCAAGUCCUCUUCAGCUCAAAGACCCAAUAUAGAGAUGAAGACAACUAUUAGUAUCACAACUAUUUAAUAUCACGGUUCAAUUUAAUAUCAUGGAAUUGCCAUUAUUUUCUUGUCCUUUCAAGGGUCACUUCACUCAGUCUCUCUUCAAAUACCAGUACAAGUAAUUUACCAUGAUCUUUACUGUCUUAACAUUAAAAUUGCUUAGGAUGACAACUUACCUAGUUUAAUCCAAUACAAAUAUUAUUUCUGGCCACUACUAUUUGCUGCCACCAGACACUGCAGGAACAAGUUGGACUAAAAUGUGUUUAACUAAAUUGGCUUUAAAAAUAUAUAUAUUUUGUAAACCAUAAAGUGCUACACAAACAUAUUAAAUUUCCCCAAAGGUGUUUUGACCACUAUUCUUUUGCUUGCUUUAGCCAUCCUAUUUAUCUUUAAAAUGAUUAUGUGAUCAAUUAAUACCACUUUCCUAAAGUGGAUCAACCAGUUCUCAUACAAGUUCAGUAACUUCAAACACUGCUUGUGCCUAAAGCACUGGAUUCUCAUUUUGGUGCAAACAUGGAAGAGAUGUUUCCUUAACAGGAAAAUUGCAGCUAUGACUGACUUUAGGGACUAGAACCAAAGAUCUGAACAGACACCAAAAUAUCCCAUUCAAAUGUUAACAACAAAAAAUUAUGGAGUAGGAAUUUCACAUAUUCAGCAAGCUGUUCAUCUAUUAUGUUUCCAAUUACUGUUUCAACUCUUUUGUGAUACCAAUGACUCUCCUUCCCUCAAGUCUAUUUAGAAAUUUUAAGUCAUCCAAUCCACAUCAAACAUCCAAAGGUAUGGACCCAGGUGACAUUCAUGAAGUACUAGCUAGGUGCAAGGCACUGUGCUAAGAACUGGGGUUUAAAAAAUGAACUAAGAUACAGCUCCUUUCCUCAAGGAAUUUAUCAUUUUGUAGGAAGCUUACAAGUUAUAGUAUAAGAAGUAUAUAGGAGCAAUCUAGAGUAGCAUGAGAGAUAAAUGGAGGGAAAUAUAUCUGGAGGGAACAGGAAAGACUUCAUGGAGAAAGUGGCACUUGAAAAGAAAAAUUUUACCAGGCAGAGAUAUGGGAGGAAAUAAUAUUCAGCAUGGAGCACUGCCUACUCAAGGUAUGAAACAGGAAUGGGAGGAAGUGGGAUCAGACCAUGAAAAUUCAAGUGGUCAAAUUUGCCUGGAAUAUAGGGCAAGGGAAGUAGUGUGAAAUAAGGUUAAAAAGGUAAUCUGGAGACAAGUUAUAGAAGUCUUUGAAUACUAGAUUGAUGAAUGUCUUCUAUUCAAUAAGCAUUGGUUUUUGGUCUUUAGCAAGAUCAAGUUAUGUAGCAAAGUCACAUAUACCGUAGAAUAUCCUGGAAUGAUACAACAAACUAUUCCUUUUGGAAGUCACAAUUCAAGGAAAAACCAUCCAGGGAGUAUUGAAGGGUACACUCUCAUUUAGAAUGAUAUUAAAGUUAUAGUGUUAAAGUCAGGGGCCAGGAGGCCAUGGGCAUGGAUUUGAAGCCAAUGACAUUCACCUGUAUCAUUUUUGAAAGGUUACAGAGAACAGUGCCACAGACCUGGGGAUGGGGGCAAGAAAAGCGAGCAGAAAUCCUAAGUAUAAAUUAACAAGCUUGUCUUCAAUUCUUGGCUCCUUAGCAGAAAAAAGAAAUCAUUUAUUCAGGAAAACAUUUUGUUAAAAAUAUUUAUUAAAAAAAUACAAUUGUUUUGCAUGUCUGGUUGCACAUAUAACUAUUAACAUAUAUGCAUGAUUUUUGACUUGAAUAAAUUUGCUACAAUGCUUUUUAAAAGCCAGUUUGCAUUAUACAAA
This is a messenger RNA of Monodelphis domestica (gray short-tailed opossum), 7735 nucleotides long. RefSeq names its product solute carrier family 60 member 1 (gene SLC60A1). Gene Ontology annotation, molecular function: D-glucose transmembrane transporter activity. NCBI's taxonomy places the organism in Eukaryota, Metazoa, Chordata, Mammalia, Didelphimorphia, Didelphidae. The record is from RefSeq and is a predicted model, not a curated record.